This is a messenger RNA of Wallemia mellicola CBS 633.66, 2373 nucleotides long. RefSeq names its product rotamase-domain-containing protein. Lineage: Eukaryota; Fungi; Basidiomycota; Wallemiomycetes; Wallemiales; Wallemiaceae. The record is from RefSeq and is a predicted model, not a curated record. Gene Ontology annotation, molecular function: protein binding; peptidyl-prolyl cis-trans isomerase activity. The transcript is spliced from 3 exons. The coding region runs from base 18 to 524 and encodes 168 amino acids. Gene Ontology annotation, cellular component: cytosol; nucleus.
GCGAUUUCGUCAUCAUCAUGGCUUGGACAAUUAAAUUCUCAAACUCAAGACAACAACCUUACUUCUUCAACAGUGAGACCAGGGAGAGCGUCUGGGAACCACCAAGCUACCUCAGUCAGGAAGAGAUAAAGUCGUUACCUGGAUAUGAAAUCCUCACUGGGGGAGGUGCUCCAGCCAAGGUUCGAGCAUCACAUUUGUUGAUAAAGCACAACAAAUCUAGAAGACCAUCAAGUUGGAAGGAGGCUAAUAUAACACGUUCAAAAGAAGAAGCUUUGGCUCAGCUCAGCGAAUUCCAAAAUGUUCUCAAGCAAUAUCAAGGUCAAGAACUCGCUAUGACCUUUUCCAAACUCGCUCAAGAGCACUCAGACUGUUCUAGUCAUGCUAAAGGUGGUGAUUUAGGUAGAUUCAGCCGUGGUCAAAUGCAAAAACCAUUCGAAGACACCUCUUUUGCACUCGGUGUCCUCGAAUUGUCUGACAUCAUAGAAACUGAUUCAGGUGUACACCUCAUUCUCCGUCUUGAAUAAUUAAUGUCAUGUAUUAAAAGUCGUCUUCACUUUCAAUUGAUAUAUCUUUCAAAGCAUCCUCUGAAGCCUUGUAUAAAUCGUGUAAUCCACUUAACUUAGUGAGGUAAUCAUCAUCAUUAAAAACGUUCAUUAGCAUAUCUAUACCUUCCUCAUGAUACCUGUUAAUAAUGACAUCCGAACAGGCUGUACAGCAGUCAUAAGCUUGUCCUGUAAUCUGAAUAUUGUUGAAGCGCGCUAACAUGCCUCUUAUUUGAUGCGGUAUAACACCUAAUAUCGAACCUUGCUCCUCCCCCCGCGAGCUUGGUGCGUUGUGUUGGUCUGGAUGUUGUAAAAUAGAAGCAAGCAUUUCAACAGCAGUUGAAGCAGCCAUCGGUGCUAAACCUGGUCUUGUGACAGUACACAUCUGAUCCAAUGUUCUAUCACUAAGUGAGUCUGUUGGAGCAACUAUAUCAUUGCAAUAGUAGCAUCCUAGCUUGUUGAUGGAUGUACCAUGUCUCAUUACAAGGUAGCUAUCGAAGCCCAACGCAGCAUUGAUGGCUGUGGACUUUUCCAAGAAGCGUUGGCAGCCAUCUACUCUCACGAGAGUCAGUAAGCAAAAAGACACAGUCAUGUUGUUUUACUAGUUCUUCUAAGGUAUUUAUGUCCUUUUCAACAUUCGACCGCUGUUGAGGAUGUCCUGGCAUCGGAAUACUAAUGGAAUGUCCAGAAGAUUGAACAUCAGGGUAUAUUUUCUUGAGAUGCUCAGCAGCAGAGCUAGCCUUAGGAGCGCCAGAAUGUGAAUCACUGAAGCAAUCCUCGAAUUCAAACAGUGGCUGUCUAACAGGAUUACUAUAGCUGACGCGACCAUUAUCGACAAAAGUGAUGGUAUUAACACCCCAUGCUAGUAAUCCACGAGCGACAUAACACCCUAAAGUACCAGCACCGAGGAGGAGGCAUUUCGUGUUACUGACUUUCUCCAAGUUCAGUUCCGGAAGAAUACGCCACUUCAUUAGUUUUAAAUUGAGAUCAACAGCUUGAUUGGCAAGUUUAUUCGGAUUCAUGGAUGCACUCAAAUCAACCAACUUUGGCGUUAUUUUUCCGGUCGCAGCAUUUUUAUCCCAUCCUACUCCCGUAGUCUGGGUAUACGUUGAUUUCGUAGAAAGCGUACCAUAUAAUCCUCCUGUACUUCUACUUGCUAAGAUAUUUAAGUUGUUUGCUUUGAACUUUGUAACCACGUAGUAGAGCAAAUUGCGAAGAAUCCAUCCUGGGGUAUCUGAAUUUGAACUGUCGAUGAAAGCCAAUGUAAAUUCAUCGUCAUUGUUAUAGAAAUCUUUCCAGUCGUCCACCCGUGCACCGUAUUGUUUACCCUCUUGCUUUUUGGUUAUCCAACACCAAGAAUCGUCCGGCUGAACGCUUUGGAUCUCACUCGCAAGGUUGCUAUCACAUUCAGUGAGCUUACCAUACCAUUGCGCUUCCUUAUCUUUAUCAAUUAUCGCAGGCGUCGCGGCUAAAUAGUGAAACCUGAAUUUCUUGAUAUCAGAAAAGGUUAUAAGGAGAAUUCGGUUAAGAUCGUCAACUGUUGUAGCCUUCUUUAUGAGAUCUAGAGACUGCUCAAAGAGCCGUACUUUAUCGCAUUUCUUGAAUUCUUCUAAUGUGUUAUAGUUCUUGACGAUACCUUUCACGGGUAUGCAAUUUGGAGGUGGUGUAUCUAUUCCUUCUAUCAGAAUGUAGGAUCCACUGUCGACUAGCUCUCCUGUUUUCCGAUCUAGCGUCUGUCGUGAUGGUAGAUAGCCCGCGUUGAUCGCCACAGGGCUAUCGUCUAGUUUCUGAUCAUUAACUUUAAAAUUGCUAAGAGCGUGCCAGAAUUCCU